AUGACCUCUUCCACCACCACGGCCCCACCAAGCGGCCAUGCCAGCGGGGCUGCCUCUCCUGUCCCUCCGCCAGCAGAAGAGGCUCCAACCAGCACCGGCCCAACCAAUCUCAGCAUCUCAGCUCUUGCCUCCCUGUCUAGUCGCCUCUUUCUCUCCCUCCUUUCCUCCAUCCCCUCGUCCAAGACGCUUAUCCUCGACCCCUCCCUCGCAGGUCCCCUGGGAUUGGUCGUGGAUACGGCCAGUCUCAAGUCGGUUGGGGUCGAGAGGAUGUUUUGGAUGCAGGAGGGUGCAUCACCUAGGGAUGCUGAGGAUGAGGCAAGACAGGAGGAGAGGGUGAACGUCAAUGCGCCGACCAAGGCGGUUGUGUAUGUUUGUCGAGCUGAGGAGAGGUGGAUGAGGGUCAUCAAAUCUCACAUCAAUUUCGACCUCUACAACGCCAAGUCAUCAUCCAGCGGUCUAGCACACGACUACCAUGCCCUCCUUACCCCUCAUCGAACCGAGCUUUCCCUCCUCUCCCUCUCCCCAAAUCACCUCCCGCACAUCACCUUGCACGAUUUUGGCCUCGAGCUCGUUCCCCUCGACGGCGACUUGCUCUCCCUCGAAGAACCCUCACUGGCAGGAUGGAGGCCCCUCUAUCUCGAAGGGGACCAAACGGUACUCCAUCGCGCUAGUAUGGCACUCAUGACUUGCCAAAUGGUUUGGGGAUGCUUUCCGCGGAUUUCGGGUAAAGGCGACCUCAGUAGACGAUUAGCAGACUUGCUUGUCAGGCAGAGGAGAGAGCAUCUCGUGGGGGAUCCGGGCAAUCCGAGCCUCAAUGGCGUAAGUGGGCUUAUUGACGGAUUGGUCAUCGUGGAGCGUAGCACGGACUUGGUUACGCCCCUGUGCAACCAAUUGACGUAUGCCGGGUUGGUGGAUGACGUAAUUGGGAUUAAGAGUGGACAUGUCGAGUUCGACGUUGCUGCGGCUGCGGGCGCGUCUGGGCCGAGCAAUACGGCUUCCUCCUCAUCAUCGCCUCUGGUCUCUCCCUCCUCCUCCUCCAAGGGCAAACCCUCUACCCAAGCCAAGAAACAUCGUCUCUCCUCCUCCAACGACCCCCUCUACUCGCACAUUCGCGACCUCAAUUUCUCCAUCGUCGGCUCACGCUUACACGGCUAUGCCGUCCGUCUCUCCACCUCCUAUGAGGACCGACACAGCGCAAAGACGGUCAGCGAGAUGCGCGCCUUCGUUGGUCGUCUUGGAGGGCUACAGAGCGAGCAUGGCAGUCUGAGGCUGCACACGGCGCUUACGGAGAGACUGGUGAGAGAGACAAAUAGCGAGACAUUCAAUCGCUGUCUCGAAGUGCAGCAGAAUCUGGUCGCAGGCCUGGAGAUGGGCGCGCAGUGGGAUCAGAUCGAGCAGAUGGUGGAACAGGGAUUGGUGGGGGUGGAGACGGUGCUUCGGUUGGCGUGCUUGUAUUGCCGAGUAGGAGGUCAGCUGAAGGCCAAGCAGCUGGAAGGGUUCAAGAGGCUAGUGUGCCAGGCAUACGGGUAUGAGCAGCUAGUCACGAUGCUCAGACUGGAGAAGCUGGGAAUGCUCUACGCUACUGCCGGGCCAGCAUCAUCAGCAGCGACGAGCGCAGCUGCGUCGUCGUCGUCGUCAUCUUCGUACUUCGAGCGGGUCCGCCAACCCCUUCGCUUGAUCAACGACGACGUCUCCGAAUCGGAGCCGCAGGACGUGGCCUACGUUUACUCAGGAUACGCGCCGCUGUCCGUGAGGCUCGUGCAGGCCGUGGGUCAGAAGGAGGCGCUCGUAGGGGCAAGAGCAGCCGGCGCUACUACUGGAGCGACAGGUGGCACAAAACAGAAACCGCGGGCCCACCCUCUCGUUGGCUGGCGCGGAUUCGAAGACGUACUCGAGGCCAUCCCCGGUGAGACGUUCGACUUUGCUCAGCAGGCCAAUCCUUCUUCGAGCAACGCCGGUCAUCACAGCGCGGAUGAGGACGUAACUGCCCCUCUAGACUCCGCCAAUGGCACCACUUCAGCGAACGGAUCACGUCGUCCAUCGGCGUCCGACUCAUCUCCCUGGUCAAGUGCUGACCCGGAUCGUCCACGCACAACGAUGGUCUUCUUUAUCGGCGGCUGCACGCAAGCCGAAGUGAGUGCAUUGAGGUUCAUGGGCUCGCAGAGCCGGAACAGAAGGUGGUUGGUGGCCACAACGGGCAUGAUUACGGGGGAAGAGAUGAUGAGGGAAGUGAUGCCAGGAAAGGCAAGGGUAGCAUGA
Messenger RNA from Jaminaea rosea, 2259 nucleotides. Its product is annotated as Sec1-like protein. The transcript is spliced from 2 exons. Gene Ontology annotation, cellular component: CORVET complex; fungal-type vacuole. NCBI's taxonomy places the organism in Eukaryota, Fungi, Basidiomycota, Exobasidiomycetes, Microstromatales. Gene Ontology annotation, biological process: intracellular protein transport; vesicle-mediated transport. The coding region runs from base 1 to 2259 and encodes 752 amino acids. The record is from RefSeq and is a predicted model, not a curated record.